AUGGACCGCUGGCGAAUAAUCGCCGUCGCCGCGGCCGUUUGGCUGCUGUUGCCCGUCGGGAUGCUCGCCAAUCAACUCAGAGGUUACGCCGAAAGCUGCUUCAACGAAGGCGAAAGAGUAAACGUGCCCACCAUCAAGAACAUAUUGUGUUACACGUGUAUGUGCAAAAACGGAUUCGUGGAGUGCGUCAAAGACCAGUGCCCCGGCGAACAGAGCUGCUAUAUGUGGCAGGACGUUUUAUUGGACACGAAGGAAUGCUGUAGACGGUGUAAAGGUACGUAG
This is a messenger RNA of Macrosiphum euphorbiae (potato aphid), 282 nucleotides long. The record is from the annotation of a GenBank genome assembly. Lineage: Eukaryota; Metazoa; Arthropoda; Insecta; Hemiptera; Aphididae.